Spirodela intermedia is the source of this 342-nucleotide messenger RNA. The record is from the annotation of a GenBank genome assembly. NCBI's taxonomy places the organism in Eukaryota, Viridiplantae, Streptophyta, Magnoliopsida, Alismatales, Araceae.
AUGACGAAAGCUCGGCUCAAUCCCAUCUUGGCACAAAACCAGCCACCACCAGUAAUUGAAGAGGUACCACAUCUAAACACCAUUCAGCUUCUAAAUGUGGUACAAGUGAAGGCCACAUAGGAGGCUCUUAGGAAACUACUCUUUGUAGAGGCGAUUAUCAACUCCACUUCGACAAAGGCAUUAGUAGACUCAAGGGUCACUCAUAACUUUUUAUCAGAGAAAGAAGCCCACCGCCUUGGGUUGAGCUUGGUCCGCACUAACAACAAGAUCAAGGCUAUCAACUCUGAAGCCCAAACCUCGGUCGAACUGGCCCAACACGUGAAGACACAGAUGGGCACAUGA